Molecule: messenger RNA, 5117 nt
Organism: Betta splendens (Siamese fighting fish)
Lineage: Eukaryota; Metazoa; Chordata; Actinopteri; Anabantiformes; Osphronemidae
Gene: cdc14ab
Product: cell division cycle 14Ab
Exons: 15
Coding region: 1178-3052 (624 amino acids)
Biological process (GO): positive regulation of cytokinesis; cilium assembly; microtubule cytoskeleton organization
Cellular component (GO): spindle pole; centrosome; mitotic spindle
Molecular function (GO): protein serine/threonine phosphatase activity; protein tyrosine/serine/threonine phosphatase activity
Source: RefSeq, a predicted model, not a curated record
CAAGCAAAUCUGUUAAUUAAACAAUUGGUACAAAAUAAAUAAGCAGGGAUGUACCUUAGGCUACCACAUUCAUAACUAAACAACUGUUGUACUGUGGUUUACCUUGGAGAUAAAUACUAAUACCAAUAAUAGUGUUAAGGUAUGUGCACAUACUCAUACAAACAUACAGUAUACAUAUCAUAUACAUGUACAUAAACAUAUGUAUUAUUAUACAUAUCCCAUACUACUUAAUAAUAGUCAUGACAUACAACAUCACAAUUUCCAUAUUCACACAUUAUUGAUAUUGGUAGUGAUAAGUUUCAGUAAUACUUACAGUUGGUUUUGGAGAGUAGGAAGCACUAGUUGUAGUAUGUGAGCCCUCGGCAAACCAUCUGCCUAGGCAUCUUCCUGGAAGAAUAAAUCAUAACUUCUGUGCAUAGAAAUUAAAUACAGUGUUCCUUCAUUCUUAAAUAUUACCCAACAUUGUUUUGGUCUUAAAGUUUUCCUAAAAUAAUAAUAUAUAAUUCCUCUGUUGUAAAAUAGCCUUUCUGUAUAGUAAUGUAAAUGUUUUAAUAUCUAUGUUGUAAUUUAUCUUGCAUGUACAUGGCACCUGGAGGAACUUUCGUCUUUGUUUCAUCUCACUGCAUACCGAAAUCUUUGAAAUGACAAUAUACUACCUGACUUGACUUGACUUGACUUGAACAACAUUACUGCAGUUAUUUACUUAAUAUGUGUGUCUAAAGGUGUAUCUUUAUUUUAUUUUAUUUAUUUUCCUUUUUUAUAUUCUUUUGUUUUGCUUCAUGAUUUAUUUGUAUUUGUUUGGAGCUAGUUGUAGUUUCUCUGUCUCUGUUCUCUGAUGCUACAAGGUGUGUCUAAUCCUGCAGGAUGAGGACAGAAAUUUGAACUUGGUGCACCUGGACCUGCAACUGCUGGGGACCCUGUCCUGUUUCCAUGUCAUUACCACGGUGUUGUUGUGUUAUUAUGUCUUCAAUGACUUUAACUCACCUGAAGCAAUCGGUGAAGGAACUGUGUGUACAGCAGGAAGUCCAGCUCAGACCUAAGUGUAAGCUGAAACCCAAGAAGCCUGUAAACUCAUACCUCUGUCCUCUCUGCAAACAGGAGUAAGUUGAUCUGGGUCACCUGACAUGUUCCAUGGUUCAGCCACCUCUGUUCUCAUAGUCUGCUCACUGACUGCAGCAUGACGGACGCAGAAGCCUGGAGGCCACAACAGAAUGGCCCCAGAAUCCUCCAACCUGGGCCUAGACCAGGACCAGAACCAGCUCCAAACUGUGUGUGGAUCUCUCUAAUCGCAGAGCGUCUUUACUUUGCCACUUUACGCAGCAAACCAAAAAGCACAGCCAACACUCACUACUUCUGCACCGACGAUGAGUUUGUCUAUGAAAACUUCUACGCUGACUUUGGGCCUCUGAACCUGGCCAUGUUGUACCGAUAUUGCUGCAAACUCAACAAGAAGCUGAAGUCAUUCACUCUAACCAGGAAGCGAAUCGUUCACUACACUAGUUUCGACCAGAGAAAAAGAUCUAAUGCUGCUGUGCUGAUUGGAGGAUAUGCUGUAAUCUACCUGAAGAAAACCCCAGAAGAAGCCUACCGAGCUCUAACCUCAGGUUCAAAUGCCUCCUACCUGCCUUUCAGGGAUGCUGCGUUUGGUAACUGCACCUUCAACCUCACUGUGCUCGACUGUCUGCAGGGCAUCAGGAAGGCUCUGCAGCACGGCUUCUUCGACUUUGAGACUUUUGAUGUCGACGAGUAUGAACACUACGAGCGGGUUGAGAACGGAGAUCUGAACUGGAUCGUCCCAGGAAAGCUGCUGGCCUUCAGUGGACCUCAUCCUAAGACCACAGUGGAGAACGGUUACCCUCUUCAUGCUCCUGAGGCUUAUUUCCCAUACUUCAGGAAACACAACAUAACCACCAUCGUCCGUUUAAACAAGAAGAUCUAUGACGCCAAGCGUUUUGCCGAUGCCGGCUUCGACCAUUACGACCUCUUUUAUGUGGAUGGAAGCACUCCAGGUGACAUCAUCACACAGCGCUUUCUGCACAUCUGUGAGGGCACGGAGGGUGGCGUUGCUGUCCACUGCAAGGCUGGUCUGGGCAGGACGGGCACUCUGAUUGGUUGUUACCUGAUGAAGCAUUACCACUUCACUGCAGGCGAGGCCAUCGCCUGGAUCAGGAUCUGCAGACCCGGCUCUGUGAUUGGGCCACAGCAGAACUUCCUUGAAGAGAAGCAGUCUGUGCUGUGGUUGCUUGGUGACAGUGAGCGUUCUCAGAAGGCCAAGGGGGAGGAGAGGGGUGUGUCUCAACUCAUCACCAGUAUGGACAACCUGGCUUUAAACUCCAGCCACAACAGCAGCUUGAGUAGACUACCGAUGUCAGAGCAUCUACAUGAGAGUGAGGUGACAGGCAGUGGACCAGGCUUGACGCAGGGAGACAAACUGAGAGCACUGAAGGGCCGCCGCCGCCCACGUCCCGCCACCACUGGAGCACUUAGGGUAGAGGAGAUGAAGAUGCAGAGCAGGUUGGCCUCGCAACAUCUCAGGCUGUCGAUGGGGGUUAGUCAGGGCCCCGCCUCACCCCUCAAGUCCUCCAAAUUCCCAGCAUCUUCUGCGUCUGCUGUGGCCAAAAGGGUUGGUAGAAGCUCAUCAUCGUCUACGUCCAACAUCAGGAGCUCUGUCCUCAGCUCUCGAUUGGCCAGCUCUCUCAGUGAUUUGUAUGCUGCAGACAUGGAAGAAAACAGGAAGACUCUCUGCACAUCUCUUCCUCCUUCCUCGUCUGUGACCUGUGUGACCCUAAACCCCGCCCAUUCUUUCACUCCUCCCUCCUCUCUCAGUCGCUAUGGUAACGGACCUCGUAGCAUGCAGCAUGAGAUCAACAACAACGGUGGUCUGUAUGGUGGCCCAGCAGUACCCCCUACAGGGAAAGGCUUUAUUCGGCCAGGGCCUCGGGAUUUGAGCUCUUACAGUGGCUCUGGGUCUCACAGCACUACGAAGGGCCCGUCAAGACGUUACCUGAGCCGCUCCAUACCUUCUCUUCAGUCUGAGUACAUCCAGUACUAAAACUACACAUCUUCCCAGAGGACACGUUACCCACAAUCCCUCCUGACUACCCUGGACCUGAAGCUAAUAAAGGGGCACAGUUUCUGUGUCAGGAUUCAGACUGAGCCUCUUAAAGUGUAUGAACAGCUCGCAUUUUAGAUUUCUUAUGAUGAACUGAAAUAUAUUGUUGCCUUAAUUGUUAUUUGAUUCUGUUACCAUAAACAAGGUCAUGACAAGUAAGUUUGUUGUCAUGGUAAUAGUAUUUCUUUCCUGAUUUUGAUCAUUUAAGAAGCUUGUUAGUGUUACCCGUUCUUAUCCGUAAUAAAUAAUAAAAGAAGGGGCCAGAGAAGCCUCCAAACCCACACGUUGACCAGCAGCACAGAGGAAAUGUACAAAGACACAUUUUGUACAUUUGGUGAAUUGAUCAGUGUCAUUUAGUUCAGUCUCAGUUGAGAUUAUUUACAUCUCAACCCACAUCAUAACAAAAAUCUGAAUCAGGAUCAAAAAGCUUGUUGUACUCAAUAGAGAAUGACAGGAACAGAUUUUAUUCAAAAUCAAAGCGGUAAAGUAGCAAAUCAUGUGCCUUUCAUAACAUGUUCCCACAGCACAAGCUUUAAUGUCAUUGCCAUUGUACAUAAGAGUGAAUCCAACAGUUUUUCUCAGUCGCAACAGCCUUUACUGCAGUUCGGGUUUUCAGAAACAGAGCGGAAAUCUAGACAUGAAGGUUUACAAACAUUCAGAUCCAGAUUACUUUAUAACCUAAACACACGUAACAGAAGUAACCUCAAGCAGAGCCCGGCUCUGGGUGGGUGGCCAUCUGCCUCAGUGAUCACACUCGCUCUUGUUUAAAAUAAUUAAAGGUUUUACCCCCCUCUCACAGUUUGUUCACUGACAUCCAGCAAGUGACUCAUCGUGUUAGACUGCCAACUGUUUGGUAAUUGUUUGCACAAUGUUAAGUUACCUAAAUAUGCAAUAAUGGUAGCACGUCUGCAUCCUCUCUGACCUUAUUAAUUAGAAAUAAACUCUGAGCUCAGAUUGACCAUGACCAUCCAACAAUUAAAUUCUAUGAGAAAACUUUACUGGUUGUACUUGUAAUUUUAUAAAGUUACAUUUUAUGUUAAUGUUACAAAGACAUCUAUUAAGAUGAUGUCACUGCAAAGUAUUUUUUUCAUGACGUCAUCAGAUCUGUUUGGUUGUUUUCAUAGUAUAAAGCUAGCCUAACGUUUUCCUCAACCACCAGUCUGUGUGCUAAGCUAGGCUAAUGGUUUUCCCAGCUUGCAGUCUGUGUGCUAAACUAGGCUAAUGGUUUCCCCAGACUGCAGUGUGUUUGCUACGCUAUGAUAACAGUUUCUCGAGCCUGCUGUUUGUGUGCUAAGCUAGACUAAUGGUUUCCCCAGAUUCCAUUCUGUGUGCUCAGUUAGGCUAACGGUUUCCCCAUCUUACAUUCUGUUUCCUAAGCUAGGCUAAUGUUUUUCCCAGCUGCAGUCUGUGUGCUAAGCUAGGCUAACGUUUUCAUGAUAAUUGCAGGACAAUUUUUUGGUGAGUUGAAACCCUCAUACAGUGUCAGUCGUCCUCUUCAUGUUCAGGUGAUUUACUCGCUCUGACUGGUUAAAGCAAGAGCUGUUUGAGAAGGAAAUUUAUUAAUCAAAUGUUUUUUUAAUAUUCAUUUUCUACCUCUGUUUUCAUGAACUAGUUUUUCUUGUACUGUAUGUACAUAAAAAGGGAAAUUUGUGAUAGGUCUUUACACUGGAGCCUCUUGAAAAUUUGUGAGAAAACAUUCUUUCAGAAUAAAACCUCCUACACUAAUAAGUCUCUUGUUUCAUCCUGUAAAAAUGUUGUUUCAUGCUAAAGAGUAUUUCAUCAAAUGAAAUUGAAGUGCCUUACACCGUGAAACUGAGUAGGCUGCUCCUGUAUUACAUAUAUUACAGUAACUCUCCGCAGCAGAGAAGAAAGGACUUUCCAGCUAACAGUGUUUAAAGUAUGUUUUUCAUUUGUUUUUCAUGAAUUUUCAGGGUUUUUUUUAGUAACAUUUUAUUCCUUGUAACUGACAAAACAAUCACAGAAAAUAAAAUAUUUUUGUUUUGAA